Molecule: messenger RNA, 1859 nt
Organism: Conger conger (European conger)
Lineage: Eukaryota; Metazoa; Chordata; Actinopteri; Anguilliformes; Congridae
Product: interleukin-17 receptor D
Exons: 12
Coding region: 88-1842 (584 amino acids)
Molecular function (GO): interleukin-17 receptor activity
Source: RefSeq, a predicted model, not a curated record
AACACCAGACUAGCAGCAGCAGAUUUCUAAAUAUGCCUGACGAAAUCCACUGCUGUCUUUAAGAAGGAAUCACGCAAGCAGGCAAACAUGGCGUGGAGUGUGAUUUUCGCUUUGGUCCUGAAAUUCUCCCUCCACUGUCUCUGUCUUCAAGAGGACAUCUCCUUAAUCUCACCACAGAACUGUUCUCUAGAUUGUAUCAUCAAGGGCAAGGCCAUCUGUGAAUACUGCAGAAUCACAAGAGAAGAUGUUUCAGUCACUUUAGGAGUCUCAACCGAGGAAAUGUUUGGCAGUUGUGUGCCAUGGCCCUGCAGCCUGUUCCUCGGGGUGCACAUCCCGGCUGUCUGUCAGCACUAUGUCCAUGCCCCCCAUGACAUCAAUGUGGAGUUCCUGCCCAGUGACAGCCCUGUGUAUGACACUGCCAUCAUUUCCUGGAGACCCAGCCUCUAUGGUCUUUCCUUCCUGCGAGGAUUCCAGGUGUCUCUGCAGGCUCUGGGGGGAACACAGACAGACUGCCAGCUGUUCCUCUUCCAGAGCAACCUGACCCUCACUGCUGCACAGGCAGGCAGGGUAUACAGAUCAGAUCCCUUCCAGCUGGCCCUGGAUGCCCAGUUUGCGGUCACUGUGAUGGCUCUGCCUGUCCCAGAACUGUGGAGCAACUUCUACCACAGCAAGUACUUCUCCACUCGCUCCUGCCUUGAGAAGAAUGGGCUUGAGCAGUGUUUGAAGGACUGGUAUCCAAGCAAAAUUGAAGUGGAGCAGGAUGGACAUGACGUGAUUGUGACCUUCAAUCUUGCUCCACCAAAUCUUGGAAUCAACCAGUACUUUUCUUGGUGCUAUGGAGGGGGGAUGCGGAACUACACAGUAAUUAAAGCGAAACCCACAGGCAACAAGACCCACCACAGCUACCGACUGCUUCGUCUCAAACCAGAAACCCGCUACUCCUGUGAGCUUGCCGCUGAUGUUGUAGAUGCUAUCAGGAAAACAUUCAACUUUCAAGUGAUGGGAAUGGAACACAGGAAAGAGUCUUCAACCUUCACUACUGAUGGAUCCCUCCUGGCCUUACUCUUACCGGUGCUUGUAUUGCUGGCCAUUUUGCUUUCGGUUUUCAUUUUUAUCGUCAGCAAGAAGAAACUUAAAAGGAGUAAGAGGAAGACCAAAAUGGCUGCAGAUGUCAUUAUGCAGCAUGACUCCAAAUGUGUUCUUUUGGAGCAAAAUCUAGUUCUUCUCGAGAGGCCUCGCCCCCCCCGACUCCUGAUUUGCUACUCAAAUGUGGAUGGCCCUGCCCACAUUCGGGCUGUGAUGCUAUUGGCUGCCUUCAUUCAGCAACAUAUGGCCACACAGGUGUUUCUGGACCUGUGGGAGGCACUGAGUGUGCUGGAGGAGGGGCUGAUGAGCUGGCUCUGCCGGCGCAUGGAGGAGAGCGACUUCGUGCUGGUGGUCUGCUCCCGGGGCCUGCAGCACGGCCUCCAGAGGAACGCCCAGGGGGUGGAGGAGAGCCAGGAGGCGGAGGAGAGCCAGGAAGGAGGCGCAGCCGCCGUGGCCGUGUCCCUGAUUGGGGAGGCGCUGGCCCGCGCCCAGGCCGGGGGGCAAGGCCUCUCCAAAUACAUGACGGUUGUUUUCGACCACUCCAGUGAAACGGACGUGCCGCCAGCGCUGGGGCUGGCUGCCCGAUACUCCCUGAUGAGGGAUCUGCCCCUGCUGUUCUCACACCUGCACGGGGUGGCCCUGCAGGGCCCCGGGAGGCACCUGCAGGUGGAGCACAUUUCAGCAGAGGCGUACCACAGGCUGCCAGCGGGGGCCGCCCUGCGGUGGGCUCUUCAGCAGGCCGGACAGGAGGACUAAAGGAGUGGAGGAGAGGA